GAAAAGCGCAGGGUGAGCGUUGGCGGCAGCGGUUGCGGGCGCGCGGGGCAGCGGCGAUGCGCCUGACGCAGAGCAUGUGCACCAUCGCCGAGUGCGCGCCUGGCGGGGACGGCUGCGCGCCCCCCGCCGCCCGGCCACGCCUCGUCAAGAUCGCCGUGGUGGGGGGCAGCGGCGUAGGCAAGACAGCGCUGGUGGUGCGGUUCCUCACCCGGCGGUUCAUCGGCGACUACGAGAGGAAUGCAGGUAAUCUCUACAGCAGGCACAUCCAGGUAGAUGGAGAGAUGCUGGCUAUUCAAGUGCAAGAUACUCCAGGAGUUCAGAUCCAUGAACACAGUCUGGAUUGUAAUGAGCAGCUGAACAGAUGCAUUCGCUGGGCAGAUGCCCUGGUGAUUGUCUUCUCCAUCACAGACUAUAAGAGCUAUGAACUACUCAGCCACCUUCACCAUCACAUUCGACAGCUGCAUCCAGGAAAUGCAGUCCCUGUUGUCAUCGUUGCAAACAAAGCUGAUCUCUUGCAUAUCAAAGAGGUGGAGCCUCAGCAUGGACUUCAGCUGGCCAACAUGCUGGGCUGUACUUUCUAUGAAGUAUCUGUCAGUGAAAACUAUAAUGAUGUCUUCAAUGCCUUCCAUCUCCUCUGUAAAGAAGUCAGUAAGCAGCAAACAACCAGCACCCCUGAGAGGAGAAGAACCUCUCUUAUUCCACGGCCAAAAUCACCCAAUAUGCAGGAUCUGAAGAGAAGGUUUAAGCAAGCUUUGUCUGCCAAAGUGAGGACUGUCACUUCUGUUUGACAGCAGAGCCAUUGGUCUUCCCAGCAUUGAGCCUGAGGUUGAAACCUGGGGUGUUUAACACUGGCACAUCUAGAGCCUGAGGCAUUGUGAAAGAAGGAUUCAGGUUCAGGUUGACUUUUGCAUGGCUGUAGAAACAAGCAGUUCCUUAAAAAAGGAAGAAUGGCAGAUUCAAAACAAAGCAAACAAAACCAAAAGAACUCUUGAAAUGGCUCUAGGAUGUGCCUUGUAGAAUAAGUGUUUUCAUUUGGAAAAGGAACUUUCCAGUCAAUGAAACAAGCUUUUAAUUUUUCUCCAAUUGGACAGAUUUGGCUUUCACUUGUGCAAAAACAACCUUUUAGAUGUAACUUGACUCGUACUUGAGCAGGGAAAUGCCCUGGACUGCAGUUCACUGUUCAGAAGUAAACACUUAAAUUUUGUUUUCACUUGUAUGAAGACAGCAUGAUGUAUCUGUUCAAUUUUAUUGCACAGUAGAACUCUGUUUCCCAUGUAUUUCAAAACCACUAAGCAAACAUGAAAUUCUGUAAAAAUAAGUGUAAAAUAAGUGGACAAGACUGGGUAUCAAGACUGUAAAAAAUGCUCCUUUAUCUUUUUUUUUUACUAGCUAUGUUAUUGCUGACAACUUGACCAGACUCUUUUGUAUGCAAAACUAUUGUCUGAAGGUUGUAAACAUAUCUAUAAAUAAUUUGUGGGGUUUUUUACUGUCUUAAAAAGAACCCAACCAAAACCAAACCUGUCCAGACUAAAUGACCCAACAUGGAGCUUUUGAGGAAUGAGCAUGGAGUUGGAGGCAUAGUCUGUUAGAGAUGCCAGCCCAAGAUAAUUCUCUUUCCCUCCUGUGCAAUAGGCACAGAAGGACCGUGGCUGUGAUUCAGCUCAGUGUGAAGCAUGGCUGGCUCUGGGCAAUGAAGCUGGUGGCUUGUUCUGAGCUGAGCCAGUCCCUCUUCGACACUACAUGGCAGAUUUUUUUUGUUAGGGGUUUUUUUUGUUUGUUUGUUUUUUUUUUUUUACAUUGAGCCAAUGGAGUUCACAGCCUAAGGGCCUUAUACACAUGCACUUUAAAAAGCCAGUUGUGCUUUUCUUUAAAUUGUAACUUAUUUAUUUUAUGUAGUUACUCCUUCUUAGGGAGUGGACUUUUCAUUCUUACUAUCUGGUUCAACAUUAAAUUUUUGAAUUGCA
Calypte anna (Anna's hummingbird) is the source of this 1964-nucleotide messenger RNA. RefSeq names its product RAS like family 11 member B (gene RASL11B). The record is from RefSeq and is a predicted model, not a curated record. The transcript has 4 exons. The coding region runs from base 57 to 788 and encodes 243 amino acids. Gene Ontology annotation, molecular function: GTPase activity; GTP binding. Lineage: Eukaryota; Metazoa; Chordata; Aves; Apodiformes; Trochilidae.